AGAACCGAUUUUUUAUGUCGCGUGAAAUACAGCAAUACUUUACCGGACAUUCCAUUUGAUACGAAGUUCCUGACGUGUCCGCUCGUUUCACUUAGCAGAUUCACGGACUACAAGUUGUCUAGUUUGGAGAAGAAUUUCAAAUUUGAUGUGUUCUGUGAGCCGGACUGUGGCGUCCAUAUUGAUCUGAUCAGACCUGAAACAUAUUACGUUGAUCGGGAUGCCCAGAACAAGCAUCAUCCAACUGAUCUCGAACUUCUGGAAGAUGAGCAGACAAGUCAGCAGAACCUGCGCAGAUCUUUGCAACACUGCAAAAUGGUCCCAUGGAUGAGAAAAACUGAGUAUAUCAGUUCAGAAUUUACGAGAUUUGGUGUAUCAGCUGAAAGGCAAGAAACAAAGAUUGGCUACAGCACAAAGAAAAAGUUCCUCACCGAAGUUCUUUACAGAGAUCGUGCAUCACAAAUAGCUGCCAUAAAUAAAACAUUUGUUGAUGUGAGUCAAUUUUUUCAAUAA
This is a messenger RNA of Gongylonema pulchrum, 510 nucleotides long. The record is from the annotation of a GenBank genome assembly. Lineage: Eukaryota; Metazoa; Nematoda; Chromadorea; Rhabditida; Gongylonematidae.